AUGAUGGUCAACAAAAAGCAAUUGACUAUCAGGUUUCAUGUUGAUGAUGUGCUAGCAAGCCACAUGGAACAAAGAGUUCUUGAGGAUUUCUUUACAUGGAUAAAUGCGAGAUACGGAGGACUAAAGGAAGUGACUUGCACACGGGAACGAGUUCACACCUACCUGGGAAUGACAUUGGAUUAUUCAAAGAAAGGCAAGUUGAAGAUUCAGAUGGACGAUUAUGUUGAAAGAAUGCUCAACGAAGGAGGAGUGAUGACCAUGGGUGGUGGAGCUAUGCAAACUAUGUCCAAGAAACAAAGGCUAAACAGCCGCAGCAGUACACAUGUGGAACUAAUCGGGAUAGAUGAUGCAAUCACACAAGUGUUGUGGACAUGCAUGUUCAUGGAAGAACAAGGUUAUCCGAUUGAGAAGAAUAUCUUGUAUCAAGACAAUAUGAGCUCUAUUCUCCUCAAAAAGAACGGGAGAUCAAGUGCUGGCAAGAGAAGCCGUGUGUUGAACAUUUGUUAUUUCUUUGUCACUGAUCAGGUUGAGAAAGGAAAUUUUACGAUCAAACGCAUGCCAACUGAUGACAUGUGGGGGGAUUAUAUGACAAAACCUUUGCAAGGAAAAAAGUUCUGCAAGUUUUGGGCAUUGAUCCAAGGGGAUCAGGAAGAUUAG
Molecule: messenger RNA, 657 nt
Organism: Cylindrotheca closterium
Lineage: Eukaryota; Bacillariophyta; Bacillariophyceae; Bacillariales; Bacillariaceae
Source: the annotation of a GenBank genome assembly